AUGAAUUACUUUCUGAACAGCACUCCACUUGAGACAAACUUAACCAGCAAUUUAACUGGAUAUCAAAAUUCAGACAGCAACAGCGGUGCCAGUUUAAGUGCCGUCGUGGGAUUGUCCAUCGCAAACAUAUUGGCGAUUUUCUUCGGAACAUUGGGAAACUCUCUGGUAAUAGUAUCGGUAAUCAUCAACCGAGGCAUGCGUUCAACAACGAACAUUUUCAUAGCAUCGCUGGCUGGCGCAGAUGUCAUAGUUACUUCUACUUGCAUGCCGUUAUUUUUUGUGUACAAUGUUUUGACUUGGCCAGUGUGGCCUUAUGGAAAGACAGGCUGUAGGAUUUUGUCGUUUUUGGUGCAUAUGUCAGUAAUGGCGUCGGCAUUAAGUUUGUUAGCCAUAUCGUAUGACCGCUUCGUGUCAGUUUUUUUCCCACUGAAGCGAUUUAUCACCCCUCCCCGUGCCAAAAAGAUUGUUGGUGUCAUUUGGUUUGUGUCGCCGUUUCUUCUCCUUGCUUCAUUGUUUCACCAUGACGUCGUUUCAAAAGGAAUAAAAGCAGCCAAGUGCGAGGAGUCCUGGAGGAGUUCAAAAGCUUUGCAUUCGUACCAAAUGUACCGGAUAUCAUGUUACUUUCUUUUUCUUCUACAGAUAUCAGUUCUCUAUUUUUUAAUUGGACGCCGUUUGUACACACGUCAGCAACCCGGCGAACAAACAUCUCAAAGUAAAGCAAAAGAUUUGCUGAGCAAACGAAAAAUAAUUAAAAUGCUAUUUCUGGUGGUAGCGUUAUUUGCUUUGUGUUGGCUGCCGUACAUGAUCAACAAACUUUUGAACAUUUUUCCUCCAAGCCCGGGUUAUUAUGCGCCAGAUUUGUUUGUUUUUGUCGGAAAUUUUUUGGGGCUGCUAAACAGCGUCGCAAACCCAAUAGUUUAUGCUGUGCUCAAUAAAAAUUUUAGAAAGGCUUUUAAAAACGCUUUGCGAUGCAACUGUAAUUAUGAACUUGAAGAGCGACGGCGGACUGCGAGUGUUGUUAGCAAACAAGCACAACGAAGACAAUCGGAAAGCCUCACACUGGACCGAGUCCACAGAAACUCACUCUCGAUCUCGGACAAUCAAGUGGUCAGCUAUGGCAGAGUGGUCACUGGGCAGACCAGAGCUGAAAUCAAAUGUCUAUCGUUUACAAGUAUUGAACGGGAAGCUAUCCUGGAAUUGUCAAAAUUUCCGACGUGUUCUCAAAGUCAGGGGUUUUCAGGACGUAAUCCAGAGAAACGACGAGUUAGCUUUGGCGGCGAAUUGUUAAGUUCUAUGGAAACCAAGGAUCCCGAGGCACUUACCAUCGAAAACGGAAGUUUUAAUUUGAUGAAUGGGACAGGUCACUGUCCUAAUAGAGUAGAACAGGCAAGUCAAAGAUGUGGCACUGAUUUCAGUAAUCUGUCUCCUGUACAGGAAAAAGGGCAUGUAAAUGUCAGUUUUGAACCAGAUAGUGAUCGCAUUUGA
This is a messenger RNA of Pocillopora meandrina, 1485 nucleotides long. NCBI's taxonomy places the organism in Eukaryota, Metazoa, Cnidaria, Anthozoa, Scleractinia, Pocilloporidae. The record is from the annotation of a GenBank genome assembly.